Messenger RNA from Lactuca virosa, 2318 nucleotides. The record is from the annotation of a GenBank genome assembly. Lineage: Eukaryota; Viridiplantae; Streptophyta; Magnoliopsida; Asterales; Asteraceae.
CUAUUUUCUAUUAAACCCCACUUUUUUCUUCCCCAAUCCUUUGAAAUUACUACACUUACUUUUACUUGCUUGCCUCCAUUUUCAACCAAUUAAUCCAAUAAUAAUCCACCUCUCAUCUCUCUGAUUCUUCUGCCCUUUAAUCAUUCUCCCCAGUGUCUUGCUGGCUCUGCUCAUUUGUCCCUCAGAGUUUCUAAUUCUCUAUGCGAUUUCCAAUAUGGUUUGAGUGAUCCAGUCAUCAACAAAAUCUGUUCUUCAAAACCCAGGAUACGACGAUUUUGAUUAUAAUUCAAUCAGAUGGAUUCUCCGGUGGCCGGAAACCGCCAUCAGAGCUUAAGCAGAACUAGAACAAUGGAGAAAAAAGAUGAUACAUCGUUACAUAUUGCAAUUAGAGCAGGGGAUAUAAAUUCAGCUGUGGAAAUCUUAAGUAGCACAGAUGAACAAAAAUUGAAUGAAUUGUUGUCGAAGACCAAUCAAUCAGGCGAAACCCCUCUUUAUGUUGCAGCUGAAUACGGUUGCGUUGAUUUGGUGAGAGAGAUGAUGAAGUAUUACGACCUUGAGGCAGCUGGUAUCAAGGCCAAAAGUGGGUUCGAUGCCUUCCAUAUCGCAACCAAACAAGGAGAUCUUGAGGUAUUAAAAGUUCUUAUGGAAGCACAACCCGAGCUUUCAAUGACAUUCGAUCAAACAAACACAACCGCAUUACACACAGCUUGUGAACAAGGUCAUAUUGAGGUGGUGAAGUUUCUUUUGGAGAAAAAUAGUAGCAUGGCUACAAUCGCAAAAAGCAACCUUAAAACCGCUUUACAUUCAUGUGCAAGAAAGGGCCAUUUGGAAGUGACGAAAGCACUUUUGGAAAAAGUGCCUGAAAUUGCCACUAGAGCUGAUAAAAAGGGACAAACGGCACUUCAUAUGGCUGCUAAAGGGCAAAAUGUGGAUAUUAUUAAUGAACUUGUUGCGGUUGAUAAUGGAUUAAUAAACAUGGUUGAUAAAAAGGAGAACACUGCGUUGCAUAUAGCUACACGAAAGGGUCGCAAAGAGAUUGUUCUAGCAUUACUAAACCACAAGGAAAUAAUCAACAAAAACACAGUCAACAAAUCUGACGAAACUGCCCUCGAUACAGCCGAAAAAUUACGCCGACCCGAAAUCGCGACAAUUUUACGCGAACACGGAUUCGUAAAUUCAAAAUCAAUGAAAAAAACCGCGCCAUUGACUUCAACCGCUCGCGAACUCAAACAAACCGUAAGCGACAUCAAACACGAAGUGCAUGACCAACUCGCGCACACCCUCAAAACUCACAAAAGAGUCAAAGGAAUCGGAAAACGAAUCAACAAAAUGCACCACGAAAGCCUAAACAACGCGAUAAAUUCAACAACCGUUGUCGCCGUCUUAAUCGCUACAGUCACUUUUGCAGCCAUAUAUCAAUUACCCGGUCAAUACGUUGAUGAUUCAAACCAAAUCCCUAAGGGUUUCACUUUGGGUGAAGGAAAUAUCGCUUCGAGUCCCGAGUUUAUUGUUUUCUUGCUUUUUGACUCGCUUGCUUUGUUUAUAUCGUUGGCGGUGGUGGUGGUUCAGACCUCGAUUGUGGUGGUGGAGCGGCGGGCGAAAAAACAGGUGAUGGCGAUUAUUAAUAAGUUGAUGUGGUUGGCGUGUGUUUUUGUUUCGAUUGCGUUUCUUGCGCUUUCGUUUAUUUGUUGUUGGAAAUGAGAAGUGGUUGGCGGUUGGUGUCACGGUUAUUGGGUCGUUGACUUUAGCUUCGACUUUAGGAACAAUGUGUUAUUGGGUGAUUAUGCAUCGGAUUGAGGCUAAUAAUUUGAGAAGUAUUCGUCGGUCUGCGAGGAGUAGUAAGUCGCUUUCGGGAUCCGUGUCAGGACAGUCAGAUUCGGAGAACGAUGAUUUCAAAAAACUGUACGCAAUCUAAAAGCAUCAACAACAAUAACCAUAGCAACACCCAGUCCCGUUAGAAUGGGGUAGGGGAGGUGAGAUGUAGGCAGUCAGUACCAGAGAGUAGGACUGCUUACAUGGAUGGCCACCAUCGUGGUAUUAUUAUUAUUAUUAUAGUGUAAAUGCAAAUAAAAUACUGGAUUUUGCGGGAAUAAAUGAUUUUGGGAAAAAAUCGUUUGUUUUUGCGAAGUCUGAGUGUUCUUUUCGUAUUUUAACGAUUACGAUGGUUAGUUUAGAAUGGGGAGGUAAUAUGAUGAUUUUAAAAACCGAUUACUAUUUCGGUUAUAUUUUUGCAAUUUAUUUUGCUACUUGUAUUGAACCAACUACCGGGUCAUAUGUAUAUAUAUUUGCAGGUGAUAAUGUGAUGUGUAAAAUAGUGG